AUGGAUUCCACUACUUUGCUCAGCGAACUGAGCAGGCUCAUGGACCUGAAGCUUCAGGGAUUGCUGAGGGUCUUCCCUUUUUUGGGGAGACAGAUGACUGAGGCUUCCUUCAAGACCAAAGGGAAAUGGUGGAGCUGCAUGAUAGCGUUUGUGAUAUUGCAUAGUGCAUUUAUGUGUAUUGGUGGCAAGGCCUUUAAGACACCCACCCCAGAGAAUCUUCUUUUGGCUAGUAAAGCAAAAGGAGCGGCGGUCAAGUUAGCCGAUUUCGGUCUAGCCAUAGAGGUCCAGGGUGACCAACAAGCUUGGUUCGGUUUUGCUGGUACUCCAGGAUAUUUAUCCCCAGAAGUUCUGAAAAAGGAGCCUUACGGCAAACCUGUGGACAUUUGGGCUUGCGGCGUCAUCUUGUAUAUUCUCCUUGUGGGUUAUCCGCCAUUCUGGGACGAAGAUCAACAUAGGUUAUAUGCACAGAUCAAAGCUGGGGCUUAUGAUGGGGCAGAAAUUUGUCAAUAUUUGCGGGGCUCCGUAGUAUUGUUUGAAUUAAACAGACAGCUUGGAGACUUGGGGGACGCCGGCCAUGAUGGGUUUGCUGGGGGAUAA
This is a messenger RNA of Agrilus planipennis (emerald ash borer), 597 nucleotides long. Its product is annotated as calcium/calmodulin-dependent protein kinase type II subunit delta-like. The coding region runs from base 1 to 597 and encodes 198 amino acids. Gene Ontology annotation, cellular component: neuron projection; cytoplasm. Gene Ontology annotation, molecular function: ATP binding; calmodulin binding; calcium/calmodulin-dependent protein kinase activity. Gene Ontology annotation, biological process: protein phosphorylation. The transcript is spliced from 3 exons. The record is from RefSeq and is a predicted model, not a curated record. NCBI's taxonomy places the organism in Eukaryota, Metazoa, Arthropoda, Insecta, Coleoptera, Buprestidae.